AUGGUUGAAUCAACAAUCAAUUUCAGCGAUCCAAUUGUUCUUCCUGUUUCCAGUCCAUUUUAUAUCGGAUCCUCUGAUAACCCUAGCUCUAUUUUGGUCACUAAUAUCUUUAAUGGUGUUGGAUUCAUAGCAUGGUGUCGAUCUAUGACCAUCGCCUUAUCAACCAAGAAGAAUCCUAAUUUUUUUGAUGGAUCAAAUUCACAACCUGCUCCUAUUUCUUCUUCUUAUUCCAACUGGUACCGUGCUAAUUCAAUGAAAGAAAUCAAUCAAAGAUAUGAGCAAUCUAGUGGUGCAGUGACUUAUGAAAUUCAGCAACAACUCUGUUCAAUUACACAAGGAUCGGAUGAUUUCUCCACAUACUAUAUGAAAUUGAUGAAGAAAUUGAUUCAACUUCUAAUGGGGCUCAAUGAUUCAUACAAGAUAAUUCGAGGACAAAUACUCAUGAUGAAGCCUCUUCCUUCUAUGUCAACUGCUUAUGCCCUUAUUGUUCAAGAAGAACAUCAAAGAGAGGUUCAUUAUUCCCCUGUUCUUAAUAGUGAUGCCAUGGACAUGCAAAUUUCUUCUUCAAAAUUUAAUAAUUCUUCCAAACGAACAUUGAAUUGCACUCACUAUAAGAAGAAUGGUCAUACUAAAACUCAUUGUUCUCCAUUGGUUGAAUUUCCCACAAAAUUUUAA
Lactuca sativa (garden lettuce) is the source of this 675-nucleotide messenger RNA. RefSeq lists its product as uncharacterized. The record is from RefSeq and is a predicted model, not a curated record. NCBI's taxonomy places the organism in Eukaryota, Viridiplantae, Streptophyta, Magnoliopsida, Asterales, Asteraceae.